Protopolystoma xenopodis is the source of this 780-nucleotide messenger RNA. The record is from the annotation of a GenBank genome assembly. NCBI's taxonomy places the organism in Eukaryota, Metazoa, Platyhelminthes, Monogenea, Polystomatidea, Polystomatidae.
AUGAGAUGCAUCAUCUGCAUGUGUGAAUACGAAACAGGUGAGGAGCUUCGAUAUUUACCUUGUCUGCACACCUACCAUCGCGUCUGUAUAGAUGAAUGGCUCACACGUGCUUCCACUUGUCCUGCUUGCCUUGAGGAGAUUCGGCCAGCCUCACCUCCUUUCCCGCCACCAUUGGCUCCACCAACAUCCUCUUCUGCAGCCCUAGUAGUCCCCUCGAGGGCCGAAGAAGCCCAAAUACCGGUGCUAAACUCCUCCCAUACUCAUCGUGCCUCUAUGAGCGAGAGCCAUCAGUCCGGCCAGUACGGCAGCCCUCCUCCACCACAUUCUCUUCCUUCUUCUCCUCCAUCACAACCACCAUCAUCUCAUCUUCGUCAGAACCAACAUUGUCAUCGAUAUUCUCAACAUCGGCAGCAAGAGCGUAAGCCGCAAAAAUCCAUUCGUCGGACAAUCUCUGGCCGACAACUCUCGAUUUCUGUUCCCGAUUCUGAACGUUUUGCCGCACAGUCAACCACAGCAACCAGGCCAGCAAGGCCCAGUCCCCUUUGCGUUUCUCCAACCCAACAGCAACAGUUGCAAAGCCGGUCAAUGGAGCCUGCUGGCAAGUCUAUUCCACAGGCACUACCAUCUCUCCUCUUACUGCAACAGUUUCGUCAGCAGCAUUCUGAUUCCCACUGCCAGCAGCCAGAUCAUCAGUCAAGACGACCCGAUCUGCAGCCGGAGCAGGCUGACUCAACAAAAAAGCGGAGCCAUUCAAUAUGCUCUGAUGAACCUGUGUCUAGA